Scophthalmus maximus (turbot) is the source of this 2645-nucleotide messenger RNA. It is a transcript of the gene exoc3, whose product is annotated as exocyst complex component 3. Bases 215 to 2461 code for a protein of 748 amino acids. Gene Ontology annotation, cellular component: exocyst. The transcript has 16 exons. Gene Ontology annotation, molecular function: SNARE binding. NCBI's taxonomy places the organism in Eukaryota, Metazoa, Chordata, Actinopteri, Pleuronectiformes, Scophthalmidae. Gene Ontology annotation, biological process: exocyst localization; exocytosis. The record is from RefSeq and is a predicted model, not a curated record.
CGAAGAAGAAGAAAGAGGAAGAAGCUGGUGCUGGGCGGAACUCGAAGGAGGAAGUGGAACCACAACAACACGACUCCGUUCCAAAUAUUAAUGUUAUAUUCGUACACAUGAAUUCCACCCUCACCAUGUUUAUUCCUUAAAUUCCCAAGGUUCAGGAGCAUUUGCAUGAAAGCCUUCAGACACGACUGGGAACUGCCUGGUAACUGGAAACACUAUGGAGGAGACGAGUCGCGAGGCGGUCGCCACGGCGGUGCAGCGCGUCGCAGGAAUGCUGCAGAGAUCUGAUCAGCUAGACAAAGUGGAACAGUACAGGAGAAGGGAGGCUCGCAAAAAGGCCUCAGUGGAAGCCAGGCUGAAGGCAGCAAUCCAGUCCCAGCUGGACGGCGUUCGCACUGGCCUGACCCAGCUGCACAGUGCCCUGCUGGAUGUCAAAGACAUCCAGAGCUCAUUGGCUGAUGUGAGUAAAGAUUGGCGGCAGAGCAUCAACACCAUUGAGAAUCUGAAAGAUGUCAAGGAUGCCGUUGUUCAACACAGUCAGCUGGCCUCCGCUGUGGAAAACCUUAAAAACAUUUUCUCUGUACCUGAGAUUGUAGCGGAGACGCAGCAGCUGAUAGAGCAAGCAGACCUGCUUCAGGCCCACAGGAAGCUGAUAGAGCUGGAGUGUUCACGGGAUGACCUCAUGUAUGAACAGUACCGCAUGGACAGCAGGAACACCAGUGACAUGAACCUCAUUUCCAUCUACUUUGAAGAUGUUCAGGGCUUGUCGGAUGAACUGGCCAAACAGUUAUGGAUGGUACUGCAGAGGUCCAUGCUAACGGUUCGUCGUGACCCUACUAUGCUUGUGUCGGUUGUUCGUAUUAUCGAGCGGGAGGAAAAGAUCGAUCGACGCAUGGUUGACCGAAAGAAGCAGACUGGGUUCAUCCCACCUGGGCGACCCAAACGUUGGAAGGACAAGAUGUUCCAGGUGUUGGAGGGAACUGUCAGCACUCGCAUUGAGGGCACCCAGUCGGUGACGAGAGAGGCUGAUAAAAUGUGGCUGGUCCGUCUUCUAGAAAUAACCAGGAAAUAUGUUCUGGAUGACCUCAUCGUUGUCAAGAACCUCAUGGUGCAGUGCUUCCCCCCACACUACAACACUUUCAACAGGUUUUUCAGUCUCUACCACAUCGCUGUGUCCACUCGCGUCACAGAACUGGCUGCCGAGGACUUGGAGGCUAAUGAGAUUGUAUCCAUUCUAACCUGGGUUCUCAACACAUAUAAGAGUGUGGAGAUGAUGGGCCAUCCAGAGCUCCAUUCAGAGUGUGAUAUCAACAAGCUUGAACCUCUGCUACCCCGGGACGUGGUGGACGACCUGCUCAGCAAAUAUGUCAAGACUUUUACAUCUAAUAUAACAGGCUGGCUCCGGAAGGCCCUGGAAACCGAUAAGAAAGACUGGCAGAAAGAAACCGAGCCUGAAGCAGACCAAGACGGAUACUACCAGACCACACUGCCCGCCAUUGUCUUUCAGAUGUUUGAGCAGAACCUGCAGGUUGCUGCACAGAUUGAUGGGGAUUUCAAAGAGCAAGUUCUAAAGCUGUGCCUGAAACAGAUGAACACUUUCCUACUCAGGUACAAAGAGGAGGCAGUGGUCUACAAGGAAGACCACUUGAGGGAAAGAAAGCUGCCACAGUGUUAUGUACAGUACAUGAUAGCCAUCAUUAACAACUGCCAGACAUUCAAGGAGUCCAUCAACAGUCUGAAGAGGAAGUACUCUCAGUCGUCAGUGGCCACUGACAGUGAUGCUGCCAUAGAAAGGACACUCAAUGAGGUGGCUAAGGAGGGAUGUCAGUUCCUAUUGGACGAAGUCUUUCUAGACCUCGAGAAUCACCUGAAUGAGCUGCUGACGAGGAAGUGGCUGACGGGCUCUCAUGCCGUGGACACUAUCUGUGUGACAGUGGAAGACUACUUCAAUGACUUCAACAAGAUCAAGAAACCCUACAAUCAGGAGAUGACAAGUGAGGCCCUGCGCAGGGUGGUGGUGGAGUACGUUAAAGCAGUGAUGCAGAAGAGGAUCACCUUUAAAAAUGCAGAUGAGAGGAGGGAGGGAGCGGAGAGGAUGAUCAAAGAAGCUGAUCAGUUCAAGUUCCUCUUCAGAAAACUGGCUGCUGGUGAAGACACUGACCGGCUUUGCGGCGCCAUCGCUGCCAUUGCAGAAGUGUUUAAGUUGACUGACCCGACACUGCUGUUCCUGGAGGUCACCACCCUGGUUUCCAAAUAUCCUGACAUCAGGGAGGAGCACAUCCAGGCAUUGCUGGCAGUGCGUGGUGAUGCCAGCAGGGAGAUGCGCCAGAUGAUCAUCGGGACUCUGAGCGAGAACAAAGUGUCCUACUCUGGUGUCACGCAGCCCAUCUUCAAAGACAUCACCGUGCCCACCAUCACCAUGACUAGCAUGACCUCCAUGGCUACUGCGAAGUUGCUCAAAUAAAACCAGUCACAGAGACACCAUUUCCACACUUGCCACCUUCAGAAACAAUAACAUGUACAAAAAACUUGUUUUUGUCCAGACACCCAGUUCCUGUUUCUGUCCCAACACUUUGUGGCAUUUCUUUUUUUAAAUUCUGAUCCAAUGUGUGUUUCAACUGAAAAAUAAAAUUGUAGUUGUAAAAACA